AUGCUAUUCAUGCAAUAUUAGUUUAUAGUCAAAGUGUAGAAGAACUUCUAAGGCGCAAAAAAGUCCACCGAGAAGUCAUAUUUAAGUAUUUGGCAACACAAGGGGUGGUUGUACCUCCAACUACUGAAAAACACAAUCUUAUUCAGUAUGCAAAAGGUUAUUGGGAAGAACAGUCACUGAAACUGAAGACUGCAGCGGAAGCAGUUACAACGACAGAAGAUAUCCAGCUCUUUGAACAGCAGGCAAAAGAAGAUAAAGAGGCUGAGAAGGUUGAUUUCCGUCGCUUAGGAGAAGAGUUCUGUCAGUGGUUCUUCGAACUUCUUAAUUCUCAGAAUCCUUUUCUGGGACCACCUCAAGAUGAAUGGGGCCCACAGCACUUCUGGAAUGAUGUCAAGCUUAGGUUUUAUUAUAGUACCACAGAACAAAACGUGAUAGACUACCAUGGAGCAGAAAUUGUGAGCCUUCGAUUACUGUCAUUAGUGAAAGAGGAAUUUCUUUUUCUUAGUCCCAACCUCGACUCUCAGGGACUGAAAUGUGCUUCUUCUCCUCAUGGAUUAGUUAUGGUUGGAGUUGCAGGGACUGUCCACAGAGGAAAUACUUGUUUGGGCAUCUUUGAACAAAUUUUCGGACUUAUUCGUAGCCCUUUUGUGGAAAAUACUUGGAAAAUCAAAUUUAUCAACCUGAGAAUUAUUGGCGGCAGUUCCCUUGCUCCUGGAACAUUACUGAAACCAGCUGUUACAUUUGAACAGAGUGAUCUGGAGUCCUUUUAUAAUGUAAUCACUUUGUGUGAUAACCCUCAAGUAAGACCUAAUAUAAGGCAGGCCUUGGGUAGUGGGACUGGAGACCAGGGUUUAUGUAGUGGAGAUGAGGCCUUGUUGAACAAAAAGGAACUGAACUCGCCUAACCCUCUAAAGCACUGAGCUCUGACGGUCAGCCUGAGGUAGCUGCAGAAACUGCCCAGCACAGCACUGAUCACAUCUCAGCGAUUGCAGAUGUGAGGGUUGAGAUAUUUUAGCUGAAGUACCCUUUGGACUACAGACUAAUGUGAAUACUUGCCUAUUUCUACUCGAGUCACAGCAAACGUUUCGAGAACUUACUGCGGUCCAUCAAAUAAAUCCCACUCAGAUGCUGUAGAUAACCGUGUGCCUUAGAAACCAAAGGUGAUAUUUUCACUUUAGUGAGUAGCCUGUUAAUCUGUGAACCUUCAAGUGGCAAAGAUUAGUAGCUGUCAUGGCUUAUUGGAUGUCUAACAAAUGCAUCUCAUUAAAGUGUUGUCUAAAAAAACAAAUACAAAACCAAAAAGUAACAUUUUAGAGAUAUUUAACAUAAAAGUUUAGCCUGGGAAGAAAAGUUUAAGCUGCCUUUUUGAAACUUCUCUUUCAAGAUAUUCUGUUCUAGUCCAAGCAAAUUUCUCAAAUCUGCUACAUUUCUCAACAAGUUUGGGCAAUAAAUGCUGUUCUCAACACAGACCUUGUUACUACUUAGGCUUCAGCCAACGGUUUUAUAGAACAUUUACUAUGAUACCCUGAGUAUGAAAAAUAUGCUUUGAAAUUUUAAAGGUGUGCACAAUUCCUAGGAAAUAAAUUACUGUUCUUCCUCCUGAUUGAUAGUGGCAGAUUGAUGGUGGCAGAGCUUGGCCCUCCUCAAAAUAAAAACAAAGCCCAUUUAGAACUUACAAUAUGGGUAUGCAAAUAUGCAUAUGUAUAGCCUAGCAAAGUUUUUUACUUCUAUGUUACUAGAUUUGUUAGUUGAUUUGCCAGGUUAAAGUUUCAGUUUCUCAUCACCUGGUAACUAUUUAUUGAUCCUGGAUUUAUUUGGAAUUUCAGUUUUUAAAUUACUAUUUGGAAAAUUUUCAGGAAAAUGGGGUUGUGUAUUACUCUUGUUAAUUUUUAUAUUUAACACUGACAAUCUAGAGUGAUUGAGUAUGAAUAUUGGAAGUAAGAGCUAAGCAUUUACACCCCUGUUUUAUUUUAGUGGCCUGCCUCUUUGAAGAGUACAGAUCAGUAUGUUCUAACAUAACUAAUAAAGAUGGAAAUGCUUUUUUCUGUAUUAGAAUAAUAAACUGUUUAGUUUCAUCCCACAGUUAAGGAGAGCUUUAGGCAGUUUAACCACCACAAAACAUUUUCCUGUUAUAUGUAUAUUGUCAGUAUACUGUAGUUAGUUAUAAACAGCAGUCUACAAAAUGCUUACCAUAUGUUCAUAAAGUAAGACAACCAGGUCAUCAUUUACUCAUUCUACCUCUACUCAGGUUUUGAAAACUCAGUUUGAUUUUCCUACUCAUUUAGGUUUUAUAAAUCAAUAUAAAUAUCCUGAGAAAAGCAGGAAAUUAAAAACUAUCCUUAUGCUGUUUGUGUCAGUACUACAGAAAGAUGAUCUUUAGUUAUCUGCAGUAUUGAACUCUAGAAUGUAUAGAAAACCUAAAAGGCGCAGAUUUUUACACAUAAAACUAAGUCAACUUGAAAAAUUUGAAAUACUCUUUUGUUGUUGUUGUUGUUGUUUUGAGACAGAGUUUCUUUGUGUAACAGCCCUAGCUGUCUUGGAACUAGCUAGUGGCCUGUAGACUAUGGUAGCCUCGGACUCACAGAGAUCCACCUGCCUCUGUCUCCUGAGUAAUGGGAUUAAAGGCUUGUGCCACCACCGCCCCAUGAAGUAUUCUUAAUAGAUUGAGAAGAUUGGCUAUGUUUUUCAGGUUAUCUCUGCUUCUGGGCUCAAAAUAGAUUCUCAUAUUUCGGCGAAGUGAUAAAUGAACAAGCACUAAGUGGGGAGGCUUCAAGUUUGGUCUCCCGCAUACUCUCUUGGUCACGUGGAUUUAUUAUGUAGAUGUAAAAAAAACUUAGGCCUCCUUAUUAUUCAAAUUUAAGAGAGUUGUAUUCGGGUUGGUGGGAUAUUUUUGAUGACUGAGGCAAUCUCAUGUAUGUAUGUAUGCAUGUAUGUAUAUGUAUGUAUAAGGAAAUGUCCAGAGAAAGAAAUCUAGAACAACUGAAAUUUGUUCAAGAAGUGUGGAACCAAAAGAAAAUGCAGACAUUGAUGUCUUUGGCCCACCACCCAGGGCUGAGUAUGUUAGGAAACAGUGACGUGAGCUCUGGGUCUGUUUUGCUAUAUUCCACCCAGCUAAUAAUGUUAAAAUUUGGCAAGUACAACACUUAAAAUACAGACUGAUUUGUGUACUGCCUAGUUUUAUGUUAACUUGACGUAAGCUAAAGUCUUCAGAGAGGGGGAACGGAACCUCCAUUGAGAAAAUGUCUCAUAAGAGUGGGCAGGCCAGCCUGUAGAGCAUUCUUUUAGUGAUUGAUGAGGUCGACCCAUUAUGGUAAAGCCAACCCUGGGCUGGUGGUACUGGGUUCUUUCUAAGAAAGCUGGUUGAGCAAGCCAGUGUGCAGCAUUCCUCUGUGGCCUCUGCAUCAGGUCCUGCCUCCAGGUUCUGCCCUGCUCGAGUUCCAGUUCUGACUUCCUUCAGUAAUGAAUAGUGAUGAGGAUGUGUCAGCCAAACAAGCACUUGCCUUCUGAAGGUGCUUUGGUCAUGGUGUUUCAUCACUAAGACAAUUGGGGUUUCAGUUAAGGGAUCUUCUGGACUCUGUUUGCCAUAGUGUAAGAGCAGGGUGCAUGGCUAAAUACUCCUUUUUCUUGAGAAAGCCAAAUAAAAAUGUUCAGAUCUUCCACUAAAUUGUAAGCAGUGUUACAUUAAGGUAUUAAUACCAAAUUUCAUAUUUUGUGUGUCUUAAAAACUAAAAUGCCAAACUAUAGUAAAGAGCCAUGUGUAAUUUAUUAAGCUACUUUGUGAAUAAUAGUAGGUUUGGAGAUAUUCUGUGUUCUUCCCAGACGAAGACUGAUUACGUGAUGUUACUAGAAAUUAUAAAAAUGACCCAAAGAGGAUGUAAAGGUCCGCUUUACAACAUAAUUAUAGCCCGAUGCCUUUAAUCCCCAGUUGGGAGGCACAGGUAGGAGGAUCUGUGAGUUAGUUCCUGGUCUACUUAGUGAGUUUCAGGACAGCCAGAACUACGAAGAGAUAUCCUGUCUCCAGAAACCAAAAUAAAACAACAAUAAUUAAGUAAUUAUAAUUUCUGUUUUGAUAAAAUAGCUCUUUGCCUGAGUGGGUCAUAGAAAACCAUACCAUAAUUAUUAGUCUUUUAUAAAAGUAGAUGGGCGUUUUCGUCACUUUUUUUUUUCUUUUUUCUUUUUUUUUAUGGUGCUGGGGAUUGAACUCAGACUUACAUGUGAUGUACUGGGCACAUCCUCUGUCACAGCAACAGCUAAUACAGUGGAUAGACAUCAGCAGAAGGGGAGGGUGCAGUUCUUCCUCCCCAGAAGAAAGUUGCAUUUCUCAACAUUUCGAUGUGUUCAUGGUGCCUUUCCAAAGAACAUGUGAGCCCUGUAGAUUAUAUAUUCUACAUUAGGAAACUCCUAUAAUACUGUUUUCCUGACUGCCCCCCAAUGCUAAAAUUUCAGACGUCUUAAAUCUUUAAGGUGAUGGACUAAAUCUUAUGAAAGUGUAAUCUCUAGAAAAUAUAUUUUAACUUGUAAACUUUAUUUUCAAAAGAUGCUAGGAUUAGGUCUGCUGAAAUACUGUCAUAGAAUAUUAAGUGGUCAUAGAAUAUUAACAAGUUAUGUCACUUUGAUAUAGUGAUUGACAGCAUGCUUUGGAAUAAGAGUAUCAAGCUGUUAACCUCAUCCUAAAAUGAUGUUGAUUAUAUUUAGGUAAUUCUAAUGAAUGGUUUCCAGGAACACUAACUUUUUUUUUUCUCUGUUUAUGGGGCAGCACACUGCUUCCUCUUCUUCGUACAACCCUUCCCAUAACCUUUGUUUCUGUUUAGUUUAGAUGUAGCUAGCAGAGUUGCAAUGCUGGGAAUUGGAUCUGGUUCUCUUGAAGCUGCUUUGAGAUAUAUUAAUUGUCUACUAUGUAUAAGUUACUGGGUCAAGUGUAAAAUAUGAAUAUGUUGUCUGGGUAAACAUGUUGAGUUUAAAUCUCAUGUUGGAAGAUUUUGAUAAACUUUUGCAUAAAGAAAAAUGGAAAUUUUAAACAGUCAUGAGGAUGUACACAAUAUAGAUUAAAUGUAAAUGUAAAUAUAGAACAUAAGCUAAUUUGACAA
This is a messenger RNA of Cricetulus griseus (Chinese hamster), 5087 nucleotides long. The record is from RefSeq and is a predicted model, not a curated record. Lineage: Eukaryota; Metazoa; Chordata; Mammalia; Rodentia; Cricetidae.